AUAAGCCGCGUAUCGCAUGAGAGUCGAAGAGAAAAUUUAUCAAUCGACAUUUCCGGUGUUAUUUCAAAUCCGACUGGAAACACUUAGCGACAUCUGUACGGACAAAACAGGAACAAUCGGUGGCGUUUAAAAGCUAACGAUCUUUUUAAAUCUCCCCUUGGAAGUUGCGUUCGUUUAAAUCGCGCUCUCGGGAAUCCACUCGAAGAGAUAUCCGAGCCUAUGUUGAUGUAAUUUGAAUCAAGACCACAAAAAAAGAGAAGGAAAUUUCACGAUCGACCAACGCAUAUCUCAGACGCUAGCGAAUGCCGGCACAACGGAGAUACGUUACAGCAUUGUCUCAAACUCGUUUCCUACUUCUUUAGGAUCCUUUCAAGGACGCUCGACAUUCACUUGCAAUGACACAUUUUAAGUUCAUGAAGGAACUCGACAAUCUCACCCGCAUGGAUGAUGCUAUCAAAGGCGCGGUUCCGCGAUGGCAAAAGAAAUGCUUGGAGACAUCUAAUUUGAGCUUAAAUCAGAAUUUGAACUCAUCAAAGAAAGCUACAAGUUGUUCCUUCAUGAGCAAUACAUCAGGAAAAUCACCGACGAAGAAGAAUGACUUUAAAACUAAGAAAACUCCUUCUAAAUGUACCAAGAAAUCUCCAAGUCGUGCUACUACUCCAGCUAAAACACCCACUGCUGGUGAUAGAUUUAUUCCGGCAAGAUCUACAACUAAUUUUGAAUUGAGCCACUUCAAGAUUCUUCAGCAACAAAAUGCAGAACAAGACAAAGACAAAACUGAUAUAAGUCCUACAAAACGAGAGAUGCAGCGUCUUAUAGGGGAGAAUCUUUAUGGUGGUGAUAUAAGCAACACAAGGAUUUUGUCCUAUCAGAUUAAAGCACCAGCCCCACCGGAGGGAUAUCAGAAUCCUCUCAAAGUCCUGUAUAGUCAAGCUAAAACACCGGCUAGUGUCAGAGCUUCCAUGAGAUACAUACCACAAGCUCCUGAUAGGAUACUGGAUGCUCCAGAAAUUAUUGAUGAUUAUUAUUUAAACUUGGUGGAUUGGUCAAAUAAUAAUAUUUUGGCUGUAGCGCUAGGUGCUAAUGUAUAUUUGUGGAAUGCUGGAACUGGUAGUAUAGAACAAUUAUUUGAAUUAGAGGCAAACGAUUAUGUAUGCUCUGUUGCUUGGGUUCAGGAAGGUCCAUUAGCAGUGGGCACCACGAUAGGAAAUACGGAAUUGUGGGAUUGCAGUCAAAUGAAGAGGAUGCGUGUUAUGAAUGGACAUGCUGCUAGAAUAGGUUCUCUUGCCUGGAAUUCCCAUGUACUGUCGAGUGGCUGCAGGUCAGGUAAAAUAGUUCAUCACGAUGUCAGGCAACGAGAUCACUUGAUCUCGACUAUAAGUGCACACGCUCAAGAAGUGUGCGGUUUGAAAUGGUCACCCGAUGGACAAUAUUUGGCGAGUGGUGGCAACGACAACAUGUUGCAAAUCUGGCCGUCGAUCAGCGGACAAAAACACUCUCAGACACAACCUAUUUAUUCAUUCAAUCAGCAUCAAGCUGCCGUAAAAGCUCUCGCUUGGUGUCCUUGGCAGAAUAAUGUACUCGCAAGCGGUGGCGGUACCGCUGAUCGAACCAUUAGGUUUUGGAAUUGUAAUACAGGUGCCUGUUUGAAUUCGAUAGACACAAAGUCUCAAGUCUGCGCCCUUUUAUGGUCCACGAAUUACAAAGAGAUUGUUUCUGGACAUGGAUAUGCGCAAAAUCAGCUAACAAUUUGGAAAUAUCCGACGAUGACGAAACUCGCGGAACUUACCGGUCACACCAGUCGUGUUUUGCAUUUGGCCAUGUCUCCGGAUGGAACUACGGUACUUAGUGCCGGUGCUGAUGAAACACUAAGGCUAUGGAAAUGUUUCCAAAUGGAUUCUCAAAAAAAGAAAGAAACCAAUGAUGUAAAAUCGGUUGCAUCCAGAUUGAAACAAUCAAUUCGAUAAAAUCGACAUGUUACGCAUGUUGCUUAGUAAUUAUUCUUGUAUUUAUUUUUUUUUAAAUGAUUCAAUAAUGAUCGAUAUAUAAAUAAAAAUAGAAUGAUAUAUUUUGACUUAGUCGAGGAUUAUCGAAUACAUUGACUUGUCAAAUCGAUUGACUAAUUUACUUUAUAGAAAAUUAGAAAAAUACAAAAAUAUUCGUUAAUAAUAAAUACAAUACAUAUUUGGAAUGCAUGUGUGUCAGUAACACCGAAUCAUUUAUUAGACGUUGUAGAAUUGCGAAGGAAACUUCUUCUACUCCUCUUGGAGAAGCAACCGCUUGUGCGUCUUAUUUCUAUUAACUAAAUACGAACCGCUAAGGUUCGAUAUUACUAUAUACAUUAUGCCGAUAAUUAAACGCGGAAAUUAGAAAGGUUUCACAUUAAGGAUACAACGAUAAGAGUAAUAAUUAAUUAACAAUAAGUAAUUAAUCUUUAUUAUUAACUAUUAACUUA
Molecule: messenger RNA, 2455 nt
Organism: Pogonomyrmex barbatus (red harvester ant)
Lineage: Eukaryota; Metazoa; Arthropoda; Insecta; Hymenoptera; Formicidae
Gene: fzy
Product: cell division cycle 20 protein fzy
Biological process (GO): positive regulation of anaphase-promoting complex-dependent catabolic process; positive regulation of ubiquitin protein ligase activity; anaphase-promoting complex-dependent catabolic process
Cellular component (GO): anaphase-promoting complex
Molecular function (GO): anaphase-promoting complex binding; ubiquitin ligase activator activity; protein binding
Source: RefSeq, a predicted model, not a curated record